Messenger RNA from Vollenhovia emeryi, 2126 nucleotides. RefSeq lists its product as uncharacterized. NCBI's taxonomy places the organism in Eukaryota, Metazoa, Arthropoda, Insecta, Hymenoptera, Formicidae. The transcript has a single exon. The record is from RefSeq and is a predicted model, not a curated record. The annotation marks the transcript as partial.
AUGUGCUUACGCGGUGAGCGCCCCGUGCGCUCACCCUUCGCCCGGUAUUCGGCGGCCUCCGGCGCUUGCCGGGAACGAUGCGUCUAUCGGGGUGCAUCGUUACAUGCUUCUACUCAAGUCAACGAGGAUGCUCUCAACGAGUUACUGACAAAAUUCUGGGUUCAAGAGGAGGUGCCUACUCACGAUGUCAACCAACUCACUCCUGACGAGCAGAGGUGCGAAGAGCACUUCAAGGCCACACACUCUCGUGAUUCUUCAGGGAGAUACGUCGUCAGGAUUCCGCUCAAAUCGCCAGUAUAUCUUCUGGGUGAUUCGUACCACGUCGCCCAUCAGUGCCUCAAGGGACUACGCAGACGAUUCUCAAGGGAUGUGAACUAUCAACGUCUCUAUCAACAAUUCAUGAUGGAGUACGAGACACUCAACCACAUGACGAAGGCAUCAUCCAUCUCCAGUCGUCGCUCACACUUCUACCUACCACAUCACGGUGUUCUCAAGCCUGACAGUACAACAACAAAACUGCGAGUCGUAUUUAAUGGCUCCAGCGCAUCCACAUCGGGCUACUCGGUCAACGACCUCAUGUAUACUGGAGCGAAAUUGCAUCUGAACAUCUCCGAUGUUCUCCUCUGGAUACAAAGACAUCGUCACAUUUUCGCUACGGAUAUCACCAAGAUGUACAGGCAGAUAAAAAUUCACAAGGAUGACUGGGAGCUACAGCGGAUACUCUGGAUGGACGAUCAACUCAAUGAAGUGCCAUACCAUCUGACAACCGUCACCUACGGGACAAAGGCCGCGCCGUUCUUGGCCGUUAGGACGCUGUUACAACUAGCAGAGGACGAAGGACAUAAAUAUCCACUGGCUGUGCCAUCCAUCACUCAUGGCAGGUAUGUCGAUGACAUAUUUGGUGGUGCAGAUACGAUUCAACAAUUGCAGGAGGUUCCACAUCAACUAAAGGGCCUCUGCAUGGCGGGCGGCUUCCCACUAGCAAAAUGGCAUGCUACUCAUCUCAACAUACUCAAGACUGUCACCGACAGCGAAGACCAAGGCUUACCAAUCACAUUCGACGACUGCGCAACCAAGAUACUCGGACUCAAAUGGCUCCCUCAUGAAGAUACAUUUGCAUUCUCAACGCGAAGCUCACGCAAGGAAGGCAGGCUCACAAAACGCCUCGUUUUAUCUGAAGUGGAUCAGAUAUUCGAUCCACUUGGCUUUGCAUCACCCGUCGUGAUCAAGGCCAAAAUUCUCUUGCAGGAGCUGUGGCUGCACAAGCUCCAAUGGGAUGAUCCACUGCCAUCCCAGCUCUCAACCCGGUGGCUCUCCAUCAGAGAAGAACUCACAAGUCUGGCCAGACUCUCAAUACCUCGGUGGCUCAAUACAUGGAGCGACUCGCAAGUGGAACUUCAUGGAUUCUCUGAUGCUUCUCAAUUGGCAAUGGCUGCAGUCAUAUACAUAUCCGUUCACGACUCAGACGGCGCCACGUUCUCACUUGUGUGCUCCAAAACUAAGGUAGCACCUCUCAAGCGGCUCUCAAUCCCGCGACUUGAACUCACGGCUGCUCUUCUACUCUCUCGGCUCAUGCAAUACGUCACAGCCACUUUGAACAUGGACGUUACGGCAACGCAUAUGUGGACGGACUCUCUAGUGGCACUCUCGUGGAUCAGAUCUCAUGCAUCACGCUGGAAGGAUUUCGUCAGGAACAGGGUGACUCAAAUUCAAGAACUCACUCCAGCUGCUCACUGGAGAUACAUCCCUGGAACUUCUAAUCCGGCUGAUUGCGCAUCACGAGGCCUCACGACUGCUCAGCUUCAAAACCACGCACUUUGGUGGACGGGACCACCAUGGAUAAUCAAACCAGACUCAUGGCCGUCGCAACCAGCACUCUCUGAGGAGAUGAGUGCAACAGAAGCUCGCCCAGGCGUUUCGUUAUUGACGGUCACGCCGAGGACUGAAUAUCAAUGGGAACUCAUCUACAGGUACUCAAACCUCACGAAACUAUUGAGGAUUACAGGUCUCUGUUUCAGAUUCGUCUCACGGUUGAAGAAAGUCCACGACUCAUUGCCUGUCAGACACAUCUCUCCAGAGACCUUGGAGAAAGCGAGGCUCUUCUGGAUUCAGGCAACUCAAGCAAC